Babjeviella inositovora NRRL Y-12698 is the source of this 3099-nucleotide messenger RNA. RefSeq names its product bifunctional endoribonuclease/protein kinase (gene IRE1). The coding region runs from base 1 to 3099 and encodes 1032 amino acids. Gene Ontology annotation, cellular component: IRE1-TRAF2-ASK1 complex. Gene Ontology annotation, biological process: IRE1-mediated unfolded protein response; mRNA processing; intrinsic apoptotic signaling pathway in response to endoplasmic reticulum stress. The transcript has 4 exons. Lineage: Eukaryota; Fungi; Ascomycota; Pichiomycetes; Serinales. The record is from RefSeq and is a predicted model, not a curated record. Gene Ontology annotation, molecular function: protein serine/threonine kinase activity; ATP binding; RNA endonuclease activity.
AUGUAUGUCUACAGAUUUGCUCUAAUUCCGAUUCUGCGUGAGUUACCGUAUACCUUUGAGUGUGAUUGCAUCAUCCGUAUCUACGCAACUCUAAAACUGCAGACUACCCAUUCUUUGCUGAAAGUCGCUUCAGAGCUCUAUGCACGCCCGCUUGAGGCCUGGGACGUUACAGACACGCUUCUUGCGAGCGACAUUGAGGGGGCACUUCACGGGCUCAAUCGCACCACAGGCGAGGUGCUCUGGACCUUGCCCGGAACGCCGCUCGUCCAGAUCGUCAAUCAGACCCACACAUCCCCCGAAGACCAGCGGUCCGAGGUCAUCUGGGCGGUGGAGCCCCUAGACGACGGCCGACUCUACUACUUCUCCAAAGAGAUGGGGCUCCAGGAGUUCCCCGUCAGUAUCAAGCACUUAGUGCUCGAGUCCCCCUUUGUGCUAUCGGGAGAUGACAAAAUCUACACCGGUGCGAUGCGGUCGUUGUUGUACGACAUUCGUGUGUCUGACGGCGAGGUCUUGGGCACCUACGGUCCUGGCUCCCCGUCGAUGCAAUGCCCGGUGGACCCUCGGGGUCCAGAAGAGCCCCAUGUAUAUGUGAGCCAGACCAUCUACGAGCUCACAAUCCAAGGAUCAAACCAAGGAAAGGACCAGGCUACCUGGAAAGUCACGUACGCGUCCUGGGGCCCUAACAACAUGGACAAGGACUUGGUGCAGCAGAGUCGGUACCCGCGCGAUAUGUUCCUCGCGCCAAACUACGACGCGUCAGUGUUAGCAAUGGACUUGGAGCUGCCCACGCCGAAGUGGGUAUCGCGGCUCCCCGCGAUUGCCGUGAACGUGUUUGAUAUCUUCCUGUCGCAUAGCGCUGAGCUCGCGGUGCUCCCCCACCCGCUCAAGCCGGACUCUGAAGCGUUCAACCCGAAGGCGGACUAUGGCACGUUCCUCGACCAGACGUCCACCGGCUCGUGGUACGCCAUGUCUGGCUUCAACUAUCCGUUGCUCGUGGCGUCCGCGCCGAGAUCGCAGUACUGGACUUCCAGCCGCUGGCACAGUCGUGACGUUCCCUCGUCGCCGGACUUUGAGAACCUCACGUUGAACGGCGUGCACAAGUCGCUUGUCCUGGAAACCACCCAUACCCGCGAGCGCUUGCCGAGCCCUGCAGCCACAAUUCUGAAAAACCUCCCGGCGACGACGACGACGACUACUCCGUGGGGGCACCAGAGGAUACCCAAGCCUAUCCAGCCGGUCACCCUCGAUAUCACCGAAGACUACUUGACCAUGUCGUUGGGUAAGAUUGUUCUCCGGAUCGUGGAGAAUGCUGUCACCACGUUAGUCGUGGUGAUGGUAAUGGUGGGCUUGGGCAAGAUGGGGGUAAUCCCACCGUUCACCAAGAUCUUGGUCAAGCUUGGGUUCUUCAGACGGACCCAGAACGCGAUCGAGAUCGUCGAGAAGAUGCUUAGCGAGGAAGAGGUGGACCUGGCCCGAGAACUCUCCACUCCCGAGCCCGAUGACAAGCGUAAAAAGAGCGUGACGAUCCUCGACCACGGCGAGAUCUCCAAGACCACGGAUGCGGUGAGUUCGCCCGAAGAUGCGGGCCCCAAACGCCGCAAGCGCGGUAGUCGUGGGGGCAAAAAGAACAAGAAGGAAUCGGAGAUAGCUCUGGAAAGCCUCAGUUUAGAAGUCGACUCCUCGAUCAGUUCGGAGGUUGGUUCCUCAACAAAGUCGGAGGGCUCCUUGCUUUCAGAGGUUGGUUCUGCCAACUCUCGUUCGUCUACCGGGAACUUGGUCAUCUCCGACACGGUGCUCGGCUACGGCUCGCACGGGACGGUGGUGUACAAAGGGACGUUUGAGUCCCGCCCUGUGGCGGUCAAGCGCAUGUUGCUUGACUUCUUUGACGUGGCGCAGCACGAGGUGGCGCUCCUUCAGGAAAGUGACGACCACCCUAACGUGGUGCGCUACUUCUGUUCCCAGGAGAGCGAGAAGUUCCUCUACAUUGCGUUAGAGCUCUGCAGCGCCAGUUUGGAGGAUGUGGUGGAGAAAGCCCAGCGGUACCCGGAGCUCUCAUCGAUGCGCCCGAACACGAUCUUGUAUCAGAUUGCCUGCGGCCUCAACUACCUCCACUCGCUCAAAAUUGUUCACAGAGACCUCAAACCACAAAAUAUCUUGGUGGCGCCGCCAAAGCACCGGCACCGAGGCGAGGCAGUGCCACCACGCACGCUCAUUUCGGACUUUGGUCUUUGCAAGAAGCUUGAGGCUGACCAGUCGAGUUUCCGCGCAACGACCGCCAACGCGGCGGGCACGGCUGGCUGGAGAGCGCCAGAGUUGCUCGUCGAUGAGCACGAUAGCGUGUACAAUAACAUUAUCACCAACGGGACCAUGACGUCCGACCUGAACCACUCCAUUCCUGGUAUGAACGCUACAGGAGCCAGCGAGCCUUUAGUUUAUGACUCGCUCUCCAAGCGGAAACUCACGCGCGCGAUUGAUGUCUUUUCCAUGGGCUGUGUGUUCUACUAUGUGCUCACGAGCGGCCAGCAUCCGUUCGGCGACAGAUAUCUCCGCGAGGGGAACAUCAUCAAGGGCGAGUACUGCUUGGACUUGUUGGACGUGCUUCCCGAUGCGUUCGAGGCACGCCACUUGAUCGCGCACAUGAUUGCGCGCAAUCCGCGGCUGCGCCUCGACUCGCUGCAGAUCAUGAAGCAUCCGUACUUCUGGCUGUACGAGAAGCGCUUUGACUUCUUGCUCAAAGUCAGCGACCGCUUCGAGGUCGAACGCCGGGACCCGCCUAGCCCUCUCUUGCUUAAGUUGGAAGAGAUUGCUCCACAAGUUGUGGGCAAAGACUGGCGGGCAAAGUUCGGGAGAUUGUUUCUUGACAACUUGGGCAAGUACAGGAAGUACCACGGGCUGAAGUUGAUGGACUUGUUGCGUGCGCUCAGAAACAAGUAUCACCACUUUAAUGACAUGCCCGAAGCAUUGAUGGAGGAGAUGGGUCCGCUUCCGGACGGUUUCUACGCAUACUUUAACUCACGGUUUCCGAACAUGUUGAUGGAGAUUUACUUUGUGGUUCAGGAGAACUUGGCGGAUGAACAGACGUUGCGGGCGUUCUACUAG